AUGCUCCCCCCGAUCUUUUCCGCUACCCACCUAUUCACUGCCGCGUCCUUCCCCGCCCCUCGGCAGGGAUCCGCCAAGCGCGAGUGGCAACGAGCGCAGGCUGGCGGAAUGGCGGGCCGCGAGCGGCUCGCUUCCGCGCUGCAGGCGGAAGAAGGACGCGUUUCCGCACUGCAGGCGGAAGAAGGGCGCGUUUCCGCGCUGCAGGUGGAAGAAGGGCGCGUUUACGCGCUGCAGGCGGAAGAAGGGCGCGUUUCCGCGCUCCAGGCGGAAGGGCGCGUUUCCGCGCUGCAGGCGGAAGAGCGGAGCGAUUCCGCGCUCGUCCGUUCUCCUCUCCUUUCCCCUCGUCCCUUCCUCUUGUCCCUUCCCCUCGUCCCUUCCCCUCGUCCCUUCCCCUCAUCCCUUCCCCUCGUCCCUUCCCCUCGUCCCUUCCUCUCGUCCCUUCCUCUCGUCCCUUCCCCUUGUCCCUUCCCCUCGUCCCUUCCCCUCGUCCCUUCCUCUCGUCCCUUCCCCUCGUCCCUUCACCCUCACAUCGCAAAAAAGCAUGCUUCGUUUUCGGCUGUUUAG
Messenger RNA from Closterium sp. Yama58-4, 564 nucleotides. Lineage: Eukaryota; Viridiplantae; Streptophyta; Zygnematophyceae; Desmidiales; Closteriaceae. The record is from the annotation of a GenBank genome assembly.